Messenger RNA from Salvia hispanica, 1308 nucleotides. RefSeq names its product protein trichome birefringence-like 39. The record is from RefSeq and is a predicted model, not a curated record. Lineage: Eukaryota; Viridiplantae; Streptophyta; Magnoliopsida; Lamiales; Lamiaceae. Gene Ontology annotation, molecular function: O-acetyltransferase activity. Gene Ontology annotation, cellular component: Golgi apparatus.
CAAUUGAAGAAAUGGAGAUGCUAUUACUAGCACUCCUUUUCUUCUUCUCCUCUCUCUCCCAAAAUCCCGCCGCCGCGGAGCUCAACACCACCCGCCGCGCCCUCGCCGGCGCCGCCGGCUGCAACAUCUUCCGCGGCAAGUGGCUCUACGACCCCUCCUACCCGCUCUACGACUUCUCCAAAUGCCCCUUCAUCGACGACCAAUUCAACUGCCUCAAAUACAACCGCCCCGAUCGGAGCUACCUCAAGUACCGGUGGCAGCCAUCGUCAUGCAACUUAGCCAGCUUUAAUGGAUUGAAUUUUUUGGAGAGGAUGAAGGGGAAGAAGAUCAUGUUUGUUGGCGACUCACUGAGUCUGAACAUGUGGGAAUCGCUGAGUUGUAUGAUUCACGCGUGGGUUCCCAACGCGAGGACUUCACUCGUUGAGCGCCAAGGACUGAGUCAACUCACUUUCCUGGAUUAUGGGGUAAAAUUGCUAUUGUACCGCACCCAAUACCUAGUUGACAUGGAGACCCAAAACGUGGGUCGGGUCUUGAAGCUUGACUCGAUCCGCAGCGGCGACGCAUGGCUAGGAAUGGACGUUCUGAUCUUCAACACGUGGCAUUGGUGGACCCACACCGGAAGUUCUCAGCCAUGGGAUUACAUAGAGGAAGGAGGGAAAUUAUACAAGGAUACGAAUCGGCUGAUAGCAUACUACAAAGGGUUGACUACUUGGGCAAGAUGGAUCAAUCGAAACAUAGAUCCUUCCAAAACCAAAGUCUUUUUUCAAGGAAUUUCUCCCACACAUUAUGAGGGAAAAGAUUGGAAUGAGCCAACAAAAUCAUGUAAAAGUGAGACACAACCAUACUUUCAAUUGAAGUAUCCAGCAAAUACACCACCAGCUGCAGUUGUAGUGAACAAAGUAUUGAGCAGAAUCAAGAAACCUGUUUAUUUGCUUGAUAUCACACUUCUCUCUCAAUAUAGAAAAGAUGCACACCCCAAUGUGUAUAGCCUCCACAAUGGCUUGGACUGCAGCCAUUGGUGUCUCCCCGGCCUCCCCGACACAUGGAACCAGCUCCUCUACACGGCCCUCAUUGGCUGAGGGCUGUGGCCGAUGUUUUCGUAUCGUGUUUUAGUGUCGUGAGAGUAAUUUUAUUUCAUUGGUUUUGUAUUUUGUUGAUAGAGGAGAGGAAAUUCAUUUUCUUUCUUUCUAAUUUUAUAGCAUAGAUUUGAUGUGAAAGUAAUUUAAUAAGAAUGGUGGUGGUAGUUUGAAUGUAAACUAGUUCCUUGUUUUGCCUCAACUGGUGAAAUGAAAGGUUACAAAUUUAUCA